Nerophis lumbriciformis (worm pipefish) is the source of this 1383-nucleotide messenger RNA. Lineage: Eukaryota; Metazoa; Chordata; Actinopteri; Syngnathiformes; Syngnathidae. The record is from RefSeq and is a predicted model, not a curated record.
AUGACCUCAGCAGUCUCGCGUCCGAAGUUCCUUGCCGUCUUUGCGGUGGGUAUGCUCGUCUUGCUGUGCUUUUCCGGCAGCGCCCUGGCUCGCCAGGGUGAGCCACCGGUAAGCCGUAACCUGACGGCCAAGUCGCUCGACGAGAUUCCGGUGGUGAGCCUGCCGGCCGUCGAUUCCAAGGUGCUCUUGGCCGAGGACGAGGCGCUCCAGAAGGCCAAUCUGGUCGGCCCACUACGCUUUGCGGUGGCAGCGCCAGUUGCGCUCAACACCAAGAACGCGGGUGUCUGGGAGACCCUGGCCGAUGGCAGCCGACUGUGGCGCCUGCGCUUCGACUCCCCGGGUGCUACCGAUCUCAACUUUGCCUUCACCACCUACCGCAUGCCGGCAGGUGGCAAGUUGUGGAUCGUGGCCGAGAGCGAGGACUACCAUGAAGGUCCCUACACCGCCGACGACAACAAGGCCUUCGUAGAGCUGCACCUGCCAGCCCAGACGAAGCGGCCGCUGGAGCUCGAGCUCACCCAGGUGGCGACCGGCUACCGCGACAUCUUCGAGCGCGACCCGCUGGUCAACCCCAAACAGGGCGCCUGCAACAACGACGUGGUUUGCCCCGAGGGCGACGGCUGGCGCGACCAGAUUCGCAGUGCUGGUUGGUACACGGUCAAUGGCGUCGGCACUUGCUCCGGUCAGAUGAUCGCCGACGUGCCGGGCACCUUCCGUAGCUUCUUCCUGACCGCUUUCCACUGUGGAUUGUCAGCGGGCAACGCGGCGUCGAUGGUGGUGAUUUGGAACGAUGAGUCGGUCAAUUGUGGUGACCUCUCGGGUGGCAGCAUGAGCGACACCCAGACCGGCGCUACCUUCCUGGCUUCGCGCCAGGAUGUCGACAUGGCGCUGGUCGAGCUCGACGAUCCGCCGGACCCGGCGCACGCGGUGCAUUUCACCGGCUGGGACCGCACCGACUCCAUUCCGGCCGGUGGCGCGGUGGGUAUCCACCACCCGAGCCUGGAUGAAAAGGCAAUCAGCUUCGAGAACGAUCUGCUGACCACGCAGGACAAUUGCAUCGGCGGUGGCGGCACAGACACCCACUGGCGGGUCAACGACUGGGACGACGGCACCACCGAGCCGGGCUCUUCAGGCUCGGGUUUGUGGAAUCCCGAUAACCAGCUGGUGAUCGGCUUCCUUUCCGGCGGCCUGGCGGCUUGCGGCAACGAUUCUUUCGACUGCUACGGCCGCUUCGGCGUUGCCUGGGACGGUCCCAGCGCCGCCAGCCGGCUGCGCGACCACCUCGACCCGGGUGACACGGGCGCGAUGACCGCCUUGGGUGGCGAUCCGUCGGCGACCAUCUUCUACGUCUCCAACUCCGGUUGUCGACAGCUGUGCCAGUGA